AUGCUGCCUGCCUUUGUGAACACGGCCGCCCAGCAGGGCUGCGAUAGCUAUCUUUACCGUUCUCACCUGCUCCGCACCGGCAUGGAUUUCGAUAUCAUUGUCAAGUGUCGCAAUCGAGUCUGGAAGCUCCACCAGUACAUCAUCUGUAUGGAGUCGGAAAUAUUCAAAAAGGCUGCGGAGCAGUAUAAUACGAUGAGUUUGUUUGACCCUGACUCCGUCGUCGUUGUCAACGACCAGGAUCCCAAUCAACUGGACUGGCUCAUCCAGUACAUGUACGAGGGCACAAUGCCUCCUGACCUGGACAGGGACCUGACGAACCCGUUCAAGAAAUUCUUCGUCCUGGUGUUCUCGGUGAUGAAGCUCAGCCUCGACUACGGCGUCAAGGGCUUCCAGGACCUUGUGGCGGCGCCGCUGGCCAAGAAGCUCCAACACUACAUCGAGGUGGAGAGCGAGAUCAGCACGAUCGACGCGCACGAGACCCCGGGCUUGAAGUUCGCCGCCCCCUUCACCGUGAUCCUCGGCUUCAUCAGCAGCAGACCCGACCACUUCCAGUCGCUGAAGACCUCCCUCGCCACGCUCUUCGCCUCGUACCAGGCCAAGACGGUGCUGGACCAGCGCCCCAGCUUGAGACGUGCCGUUCAAGCGUACCCCGUCUUCUAUGCCGAGGUCCUCCUCAUCCGCAAUAGUCUCCCCGCCGAGUUCGUGAACAACGCGGGUUACUUGUUCAAUAACAAUAACGGCGGCAUGGAUGGCGAUCAGAUGGAUGUUGACACCCCUGCGGUUAAGGACAAGGAGAGCACUGUCAACCCCCCGUUUGAGGAUACGAUGGGCGUUAACACCCAGGCGUCUCCAGACAAGAUGGAAAUUGACUAA
Molecule: messenger RNA, 873 nt
Organism: Hypoxylon fragiforme
Lineage: Eukaryota; Fungi; Ascomycota; Sordariomycetes; Xylariales; Hypoxylaceae
Exons: 4
Coding region: 1-873 (290 amino acids)
Molecular function (GO): protein binding
Source: RefSeq, a predicted model, not a curated record